AUGACGGGGGAAGAGGCCUUUCAUGUCCCCACGUCGGUCCCUGGCGCAGACUCUGGGCCCUUACUGGGCCCGUACUGGCGUCUUCCUCGACGUUGGGAGGAGUACGGGAACCACGGACCAAGACCUCCCUGCUCCCUUCACCGGACCAGCCCCUUCAACUACCAGCAGCAUGUGACCCGCAGGGCUGCUUUGGUGGCCGUUGCGGUGACUGAAGGCUCGGCGCAGGAGCGGAGCUCAGCUCUGGGUCACCGGACCCCCGGGAAAGGAGGUGCGAGCGAAUCCUGCGCUCCAGAGGAAGUGGGCGUGUGGGCCUUUCAUGUCCCCACGUCGGUCCCUGGCGCAGACUCUGGGCCCUUACUGGGCCCGUACUGGCGUCUUCCUCGACGUUGGGAGGAGUACGGGAACCACGGACCAAGACCUCCCUGCUCCCUUCACCGGGCUUCUGGGGACCCUCAGAGCUGCGGCGGCGACGCGCGGGGCGGCUGCGGUGAGUGCGGCGGGCGGGCCUGGGGGCGGGUCGCCCCGCUUGCUGGCUCGCGGCAGGCCUCGCGCUCCCCCCGGGCCUCUCGCUUCCGGGCCGGGGAGGGUCAAUCGCGCCGGCUGAGCAGGCCCGAGGCGGCGGCGCGCGAGCCCGGGGACAGCGAAAGCGAGCGCAGCGGGGGCCAGGAGACCCCUAGCUGCCCCACUACUGCCCUGCCUGGCGACCCUGGCCACGUUCUCCCACCUGUCACCCUGGCCCUUCUCUGCUUAGACGGCGUCUUCCUCUCCUCAGCCGAGAAUGACUUCGUGCACCGCAUCCAGGAGGAGCUGGACCGCUUCCUGCUGCAGAAGCAGCUGUCGAAGGUCCUUCUCUUCCCCCCACUCUCCAGUCGCCUCCGGUACUUGAUCCACAGGACAGCAGAGAAUUUUGAUCUUUUGAGCAGCUUCUCUGUUGGGGAGGGCUGGAGGAGGAGGACAGUCAUCUGUCACGUGGACAUCAGGUUACCCGGUUCAGAUGGGCUCUCUGGCCUCUGCCGCCCUCCUGCUUCCCACCCUAGCAAGUACCGAGGUCCGAGGUCCACCUCAAGCCAGGGAGCGGCUGCUGGUCCCCGAGGAGCGCGGGCCGGCCGGUGGCAUCGUGGACGCAAGCCAGACCAGGCUUUGUAUGUGCCCCGGGCGCUGCGCAGGCGAGAAGAAUGGGCACCCCUCCCGGCCCCAGGGCUUCAGGGAGGUGCUCCAGCUGGCGGGCUCCCAGAAGAGCCCGAUGAUAUCCGUGCCGGGGACCCCACCUCCGAUCAGGAACUUCCUGUGUUGGCGACUCAGGCAGCAGACGUCCGAAAAGGCCGUAGCAAAAGUGAGAAAGAGUCACUGCCAGACCCAGUGGCCACUGAGUCCCCAGGGCCAGAGGAUCACUCAGGGACGGGAGACAGGUCGGAGUCGUCCACACAGCCUGGGCCCGGUCUGCAGCCAGACUUGGAAGACGGGAGUGGGAGUGAGCUGGAGAGGAGCCUGGCGGCAGAGAAGGAAGAGGACGAGGUGGAAGAGGAGGGGCCGGGCAGCUGCUCCGAGGAGGACGAGUACAGUGAGCUGCUGCAGGAGAUAACGGACAACCUGACCGAGAAGGAGAUUCAGGUAGAGAAGAUCCACAUGGACAUGUCCUCCUUCGCAGAGGAGCUGCCUGGAGAGAAGGAUUUUGCCCACGUGGUGGAGAUCUAUGACUUUGAGCCGGCGCUCAAGACCGAGGACCUGCUGGCAGCCUUUUCCGAGUUCCAAGAGAAGGGGUUCAAGAUCCAGUGGGUGGACGACACACACGCGCUCGGGGUCUUUCCCUGCCUGGUUUCAGCUGCUGAGGCCCUGACCAGGGAUUUCUCCACGCUCAAGAUCCGGCCCCUGACGCAGGGAACCAAGCAGUCCAAGUUGAAGGCCCUGCAGAGGCCAAAGCUUCUGCGUCUGGCAAAGGAGAGACCACAGACAAACACAGCCGUGGCCCGGAGGCUGGUGGCCCGGGCCCUGGGGCUCCAACACAGAAAGAAAGAGCGGCCUGCAGUGGAGCCUCCCCCGACCCUGAGGCCCUGA
Lipotes vexillifer (Yangtze River dolphin) is the source of this 2055-nucleotide messenger RNA. RefSeq names its product R3H domain and coiled-coil containing 1 (gene R3HCC1). Bases 1 to 2055 code for a protein of 684 amino acids. Gene Ontology annotation, molecular function: nucleic acid binding. Lineage: Eukaryota; Metazoa; Chordata; Mammalia; Artiodactyla; Lipotidae. The transcript is spliced from 13 exons. The record is from RefSeq and is a predicted model, not a curated record.